Messenger RNA from Styela clava, 3552 nucleotides. The record is from RefSeq and is a predicted model, not a curated record. NCBI's taxonomy places the organism in Eukaryota, Metazoa, Chordata, Ascidiacea, Stolidobranchia, Styelidae.
UUUUUGUGUAUGACGUUGUUACCGAUCAGUCAAUCGCGAACUAUUUUAAAGAUUUUAGUCGAUUGCGGUCGAAAACGGGUUGGCCACCCAUGGCAUACAUGAACGGAUGUGGGAGGAGGAAAGAUGGGUGCUACUCCGUUAUCACUACUUCUUCUGGAGCCAUGAUCUCGGCAAAAAGAGACAAGAUAGAGCAAUAAAUCACAAAUGUUUUUGAACAGCUGUAAUCCCGCUAACUUGAACUGAUGCAAGUUGAAGAACCGAGAGGCGAGACGCGCGGGUCAGGUGGCGUCAUCUCACUCGGCCGCACGCUCGUGUGCGAUCAUAGCUAAAUGUUCGGCACAGAAUUAAGCUGUUGAAUCGUUUCGCCGAAAUAGCUGAGUUUUUUGUUCAGUACAUCGCUUAACGACUUUACCGACAAUAAAUGUUUGAUUAUGCCAGAACUAAUAAUCCAUUGACAAACGAUUGUCAGUACGCAAUUGGGCAUCUCUUAGAACAAAGCAGCGUUUUAUAUUUUGGUACUUUACUAUUACAAUGGGUGGUGGCCUUUCCUUAAUGAUAUUUAUUUCAAAUAAUUAUGUAAUUAUCCAGAGCAAUAGUCUUGCAAUCGGGUGCGGCUACCAGAACGGUUAGCUGUUUUCAAUUUACAGCAAAUUAGAAAGUUUUGGCAUAUAAUACGUUGUAUUAAUACGUAUCGGCUAUAUAAAAGAGCAUAUUAGGCAGUUUUAUAGUGACAUGACAAUGCUACAUCAUUCACAGGCGAGAAAAACAAACCGUCUGUCAUCUCGUGCUUUCAGAUGGAUAUAAAGACGAGGAAGAACGCAUCCAUAUCCUAUCGUUUAAACUUUGAAGAGAAUAGAUUUUUUAAAUCAAUAAAAUCAGUCAAAAAUGCAUAUCGAGUUAGUAAAAGUAUGACUAUCCUAGUGAAUGUAACCGCUCAAAAGCUGUAGCUCAAUUAGAUUUGUUUAGGUCACCGGGGAAAGUUUUUAUUUGAAUAUAGGUCUUGUGUUAUUAUUUGAUGAAAUAAAUUGAGUUUUUGAUUGAGUUGUGUUGGUAAAGGACUUGCCUUUUUUAUUGCAUAUGACAUUAGGUAACAACAAAACACGUCGGUACAUUACCCAGGCCAUUUCACAAAGUGUUGAUUACGAGCUGUUUGAUUGCUGUUCAAUGUGACGUUUGUUCGUGCUAUGUUUGAUUCAUUAUUGAUUUGAGUUACAUCGAUUUAAAACUUUGUUUGUGUGAAAAUGUUUAUAUACAUAAUACUCAACGUAAAUUAUUAGAGCACGUAUUAGUCAUAAAGGAUGGAGUCAGCAAAUUCAUAUUUCCUUCCUGUUGACUUUGUGAUAUUUGGAGGGAUAUUAUUUGCCUCUGCUUCGAUUGGCGUGUACUUUGCUUACAAGGACAGGAAAGAUCAAACCACGGAAAACUACUAUUUUGGAAGCAGAAACGUGUCCCCGAUUAUUGUUGCAAUGUCAUUAUCAGUGUCAUACAUAUCAGCGCUUACUGUCAUUGGCAAUCCAGUCGAAGUAUAUCUCUAUGGUACGGUAUAUGCAUGGACCGUGGUUGCAAACCUCAUAGGAUUUAUUGCUGCUUCAAUAUAUUACAUUCCAUUGUAUCAUCGGCUUCGUAUAAAAAGCGUAUACGAGUAUUUGGAUCGACGUUUUCAUCCUAGAAUACGAUCAUUUGCUUCAUCAAUGGCGAUGAUUAAAUUGACAUUUUACCUGGGAAUAACUGUAUAUCUUCCUUCUCUUGCGUUGAGCGCAGUGACACCUCUCGAGCUAAACUGGACAAUUGCAUUGACAAGUAUCCUCUGCACAUUUUACACCAGCAUCGGAGGAAUGAAGGCAGUGAUAUGGACGGAUGUUCUGCAAGGUGUUAUCAUGAUUGCAGGAAUGCUUGCAAUUUUCAUACAGGCAAUAAUAAUGUAUGGAGGCUUCGGACCAAUAAUGGAUGCCGCAGACCGUGGAGAUAGAAACAAUUUGCUCAAAUUAGACAUUGAUCCCAGAGUUCGAAGUACCGUGUGGACGAUUGGAGGUGCAUUGGCACUCAAUACUUGUUAUUUAAGUUGUUGUAGUCAAGUCACAACUCAGAGAUAUUUGUCAUGUAAUUCAGUUCGAUCAUCUAGAAUAGCUGCACUGUUACAAUGGAUUCCUGGCACAAUCAUGGUCCUUCUCUCCAUUGCAAAUGGUUUAAUCAUGUAUGCUUAUUAUGAAGGAUGCGAUCCACUUUUAUCUGGUGCGAUUGAGAAAAAUGACCAGGCAAUGCCUAGGUUAGCCCUUGAAAUAUUUCAAGAUUUGCCUGGCAUGGCCGGAAUGUUUACGUCGGCUGCAUUUAGUGGAACGCUGAGCACAAUAUCAUCGGGAGUCAACUCUCUAUCAGCAUUGGCGCUUGAAGAUUUUGUCAUUCCAUGUUUUCCAGCGAUGUCGACAACAAGAAAAAUGAUUUUCUCCAAAGUAUUAACUGUAGUAUUUGGAGGAGUGGUAAUGGGAAUAGCCUACACCGUUUCGCUUUUAUCUUCAAACAUUAUCCAAAUUAACAUGAUAACCGGGGCUGUCGGAACACCAAUUCUAAGCGUUUUCACCAUGGGCAUGUUCAUGCCUUGGAUUAACAGUUGGGGAGCGUUGUCAGGAAUGAUAAGUGGCAUUGUCUGUGGAAGUUGGGUCGCUCUGGCCUCGAUCAAUCAAGCAACCUACCCAGCUACAACUGAGUCCCUACCCGUGUCCACUAGUAAUUGUACUUUGACGAAUUUUCUACACAAUGCCUCAACUACGUCAUUUACUGGAGUAUCCGAAGAUACCACUACACUCGAAUUAAUGAUGUCUACUAUAUCUGACGAAUAUGGAUCUGUUUUACAAUAUACCUUGUAUUCUAUGUCGCCGUUUGUAUACGGAACAUUUGCAUUCUUCGUUUCUAUUAUCGUCGGGCAUAUCGUCUCACUGUUUACAGGAUUUAACAAAAUAUCAGAAGCUGAUCCGGAUCUAUUUGUUCCUGUUAUAAAUUGCAAAAUAUUACGUUUCGGCAUUCCAGAAAAAUCGCCAACAGAAAAAGAAAUAACAGAGAACAGCAAAGGAAAUGUUUUCAUAAAUUCAUGCUGUACCGGAGAUGAUUGUAUUCAAGAUUCACCGGAAUCCCCGUACAAUGAAGAGGAAGAAACUGUCUUUUAAAUUAUAUUUAUUAAUGCAAGCUGUGAUUGUCAAUAAUAUUAAAACUUGAUAGACAUCCAUUGCAUUCUUAUUAACCAACUGCAAAUUGCCUUUUAAUAGCUGAAAUUGCUUAUACAAUUGUAACGGAUUGUUAAAAAAUAUAUCUAAACAUAUACAUGUAUAUAAAUGUUGAAAUUUUCGCAAAAGUGUGAUUUUCUAGUCGCUAUAAAAAUUAUACUUUUUCCAAAAAUUUUUUAAAGUUGGUAAGCUUUCGGUGUUCAAAGAUAGGACUUUUUAAACAUUACACUUUUUAUUAUCUGAACUUUAUCAAAUAUCGUAUGCAGAAAAUCAAUAUUUUUUUCAUCAAUGUAUGCAUCAUUUCUUCAAAAUGAUUAAACGAAAUAAAUAAUGA